Molecule: messenger RNA, 3715 nt
Organism: Colletotrichum destructivum
Lineage: Eukaryota; Fungi; Ascomycota; Sordariomycetes; Glomerellales; Glomerellaceae
Product: Putative cullin protein, neddylation
Exons: 3
Coding region: 396-2915 (839 amino acids)
Biological process (GO): protein ubiquitination; ubiquitin-dependent protein catabolic process
Cellular component (GO): Cul3-RING ubiquitin ligase complex
Molecular function (GO): ubiquitin protein ligase binding
Source: RefSeq, a predicted model, not a curated record
CAGCGCACUGGAACACUUACAUCUCUCUCUCUCUCUCGCUCUCUCCUUUCCCUGCGAUGAUGUCUUGAAUUGUUAUAUCCCAGCUCUUCGGACCUUCCUGCCUCGGCCACCCCUUUCCACGCUAGGUAGCCAGGCAGCGCGCCUUCCGUUUUGUUGCCUCUUCACCGACCCACGCACCUACCUACCUACCCUACUGCGAUUCCGAGUUGCCUGCGCGCCCUGUUGCCUUUUUACAUAAUUUCACCACACUUUCUCGGACGGAAAGCUACCCCGCCGCCACCGACUCAGGCAAUCCCACGAUAGCUUUCUCGACCUGAAACGGCUGCCCACCACAACCGAUCUUUGCAGAGAUAUCCCUCAAGAGAUUUUACCGGACAGAUACACGUACGCAGACGAUGAUUUCUGGCAGAGGUGGAGGAGGUACGGCCAUGCGGGCCGGACGCAUUCGGCCUCCGCGCCGCCCAGGUCGCCUCACAUCAGGCAUCGAUACCAGCGACUUCGAGCAGUGUUGGGAGACUCUCAAGCAGGCCCUCACAGACAUCCACGACCAGAACUGCAGCACGCUGUCGUUCGAGCAGCUCUACCGGGCGUCUUACAAGAUAGUACUUAAGAAAAAGGGGGAGAUGCUUUACGAGCGGGUGAAGCAGUUCGAGGAGCAGUACUUCUCCGACCACGUUAUCCCUACCAUCGAGCGCCUGGUCACGGCCAACCUGGUAAGCGCCGCUAUGGGUGGCGCGGCCACCUCGGUCAACGAGCGCCGCAAGAUGGGCGAGAUUUUCCUUGGAGGCGUGCGAAAGUCCUGGGACCACCACAACACUUCCAUGAACAUGACGGCCGACAUUCUCAUGUACCUCGACCGGGGCUACACUCAGGAUGCUCGCAAGGCGUCCAUCUACACGGCCACAAUUGGCCUGUUCCGUGAUCAUAUCCUGCGUGCGUCGCUCAACUCGAGUGGGCAAUACACCGUCUUCGACAUACUCAACUCGGUCAUCCUUGACCACAUCAACAUGGAGCGUGAUGGUGAUACGAUUGACCGCCACUUGCUGCGCAACAUUGUUCGAAUGCUGGAUUCCCUCUAUGAAUCAGACGAGGAAAACGAGGCCGAAAAGCUGUACUUGACCGUCUUCGAGCCCGAGUAUCUCCAAUCCGAGCAAGAAUACUACAAGCGCGAGUGUGAGCGGCUGCUCCGCGACGCCGACGCCGGCGCAUGGCUGCGACACACCCAGCGUCGGUUGCAGGAGGAGAACGACCGAUGCGACACCACCAUCCACUAUGAGACAAGAGAGAGGUCCAUCAAGGUUGUCGAGGAAGAGCUCAUUUCGGCCCAUCUGGACGACUUCUUGAACCUCGAGGGCAGUGGCUUGAAGUCUAUGGUCAACUAUGACCGCGAGGAGGAGCUGUCCAUUCUCUACCAGCUGGUAUCGCGGGUCGACUCUAAGAAGGCGUCCCUCAAGAAGAUCCUGUCUGCGCGUGUGGUCGAACUUGGCCUUGAGAUUGAACAGAUGCUCAAGGAUACGAACUUUUCGGCCGCCACUGCACAGGCUGACGGGGAGGAGAUUGAUGGUGGAGAGAAGGCCAAGGCGCUGAGCUCAUCCGCCCAGCAGACAGCUGCGGCUAUCAAGUGGGUUGACGACGUCCUUAAGCUCAAGGACAAGUUCGACAACUUGUGGAUCAAGUGCUUUCAGCAGGACCUCAUUAUCCAGACUGCACUUACCAAGAGCUUUUCCGACUUCAUCAACAUGUUCACCAAGAGCUCCGAGUAUGUCUCGCUUUUUAUCGACGACAAUCUUCGACGCGGCAUUCGAGGCAAGACCGAGACCGAGACCGAGGAGGUUUUGGAGAAGGCCAUUACCGUGAUCCGCUACCUCUCGGACAAGGACCUCUUUGAGCGGUACUACCAGAAGCACUUGGCCAAGCGUCUCCUCAACAACAAGUCGGAGAGCCACGAUGUUGAGAAAUCGAUGAUCUCUCGUAUGAAGCAGGAGCUUGGCAACCAGUUCACCGCCAAGUUUGAGGGCAUGUUCAGAGACAUGGAGUCAUCUGCCGAGUUGACGUCAGGCUACCGGGACCAUAUCAAGGGCCUGGGCGAUGUAUCGCGCAAACAGAUCGACCUUGCUGUCAACGUCUUGACGACCAACUCAUGGCCUCCCGAAAUCAUGGGCCGCACAUCGCAGUUCUCCGAGGGCGGUGGUUGCAUAUUUCCCGAGGAAAUCAAGCGUCUUCAGGAAAGCCUUCUCAAGUACUACCUCACCAAUCGCAGUGGCCGCAAGUUGACUUGGCUUGGAUCGACUGGCAGUGCUGACGUCCGCUGUGUUUUCCCCGCCAUACCUGGUGGUAAGGGCCCUCUGGCUCGUGAGCGAAAGUACGAGAUCAACGUUCCCACAUACGGCAUGGUCGUGCUCUUGCUCUUCAAUGAGCUGGAGGAAGGCGAGGAGCUGUCUCUCGAAGAAAUCCAAGCCAAGACCAACAUCCCUUCUCAGGACCUUGCCAGAACCCUCACUUCCUUGUCCAUCGUCCCCAAGGCCAGAGUGCUGGCCAAGGAGCCCGCCACCAAGAGCAUCAAGCCCGGCGACAAGUUCAAGUUCAAUCCAUCCUUCGUCAGCAAGACUGUUCGGAUCAAGGCGCCCAUCAUCAACGCCACCAGCAAGGUCGAGGGCGACGAGGAACGGAAGCAGACCGAGGAGAAGAACAACCAGACCCGAGCCCAUGUCAUUGACGCCGCACUUGUCAGAAUUAUGAAACAACGCAAGGAGCUCGGCCAUUCGCAGCUCAUUACCGAGGUCAUUGACCAGCUCAGCAGCCGCUUCAAGCCUGAGAUCAGCCUCAUCAAGAAGCGAGUCGAGGAUCUGAUCGUGCGCGAAUACCUCGAACGCGUCGAGGACACAUCGACACCGACGUAUCGCUACCUCGCCUGAGAACGCCAGCGACUUACUACCUUUGCGAUAUGAACGAUGGAUACGACUGUCAUGAAACGGGUAGAGGGGGGCAUCUAGGGCUGCAUAACGGAGGCUUACGGAAUUUAUUCUACCAUGCAUGGCGUUUUCAGGGGGCGGUAUGGCUGAGAAACUACACUUUUGACAUCUUUCCGAAAAAGAGGGCGGCGGUGUCUCGGGGAAGGCGGAACGGGACGCAUGCACAGAGCAUGUAUCAUUACGCCCAUUUUGUGCUCUGGACGAGCGAGGUUUGUUGUGGUUCUUCAAGGGGCCAACGGAAAGACGAGGCUUGUGGUCAUUUGAGCCGACCUGGUUCGGACGUUGUGGGUAUGAGACCCAGGCAGGGCAAGGGUGGUUCUGUAUAUACCUCGUUUCUUUCGCAUGUACAGAGGUUUAGGGAUACUGACUAGGUAUUUAUAGCUCGGAAACCUUUCCCAUUUCUUUAAGGGAAGUGAAACAUUGCGGCUGCAAAGCGCCGGUCUCUCGCUUCAUGCUAAUCGGGUCCUAUUUCAAGUUUCUCACCAUAAUGGCCGUCCGGCUUGGUCCAAGAAACACCAUAGUGAGAAUAUCCGGUUCUUUUCAUCCACGGGGAAGACGAUCAAAAUCGAAUAAGGAACGGAGACGAUUGUCACGGUUGCGAUGCUCAUUAGACAUGCUCCUCUCUCACUCUAUUGAAACGCCAAUGGGGAAUCAAAUCACUGAAAGCUCAAAGCCGGCCCCCUCAAUCCCGGAACUCCUUGUAGAACUCGCUGCACAGAAAUAACACGAUGCCAGAGGAAGUG